This is a messenger RNA of Trichoderma citrinoviride, 1671 nucleotides long. RefSeq lists its product as hypothetical. The transcript has 2 exons. Gene Ontology annotation, molecular function: zinc ion binding; DNA-binding transcription factor activity, RNA polymerase II-specific. Lineage: Eukaryota; Fungi; Ascomycota; Sordariomycetes; Hypocreales; Hypocreaceae. Bases 1 to 1671 code for a protein of 556 amino acids. Gene Ontology annotation, biological process: regulation of DNA-templated transcription. The record is from RefSeq and is a predicted model, not a curated record.
AUGGCGUCCUCAGAAUCCUCUGCGCCGGCUUCUGUCAUUGUCACACCCAUAACGCCGCCGCAGGAGUCGGAAGCACAGCCGGCCAAGGAAAAGCGAAGGCGGGCCGGCAAGCCCAAGGUUCGGACGGGCUGUGUAACCUGGAUAAAAUGCGACGAGCAGAAGCCGGCAUGCCAGAGAUGCAUCUCGACGGGCCGAACGUGCGAUGGCUACAAAGCUACCACGAAGCCGAAAGCAACGAGAAAGCCGGGGUUCUCUCAGCAGCUUUCGUCCUCUUCGUCACUCCACUCAUCUUCAUCAUCUCUUACACAGCUACGGCCCCUGGUGACCAACUUCAGCGGCGAUGUGGUGGAGAGUCAGUAUAUUCACCAGUUUCUCCCCCUUGCAGAAGAUUUGGUGGGCAUCACGCACGUCCACAACUCCUUCUUCUGGGGACACGUCGUACCCGAGUACUGUUUCACGUCCAAAGCCGUGAAGCAUGCCAUCGUUGCCCUAAGCUCGGCCUAUCACGACUUUCGGCUGGCCGGGUCCAACACAACCGUCGUUGGUCCACCCACCAACAGCGAGCGCUACAUCAUCCGUCAGUACAACCUGUCGCUGAAUAGGAUGGCCGAAGAGCUCAACGGGCUACCGAUGAGAAAGCGCUAUGGAAUCAUCAUGAUCUGCUGCGUUUCCUUCUUCUACAUUGAGAUCCUGCGGGGCAACUGGCCGACGGCCAUGAUGCACCUUGCCAACGGCAUCCGGCUGAUGUCAAACCUCCCGGACGAGGUGGAGGACGUAUUUCGCCAUCCGGAGAUAUUCAGCCACGACCACGACAAUUCUCACGCCAGGGCGGUCUACAUGGUGAAGCUGCUUCGCCGGUGGGAAGGGUCGGCAGCAUUCAUGAGGACCAACUCGCCGCCGUCCUUGUCCCUCCAGGCCUACGAAACGAGAAAAAGCAACGCCGCAGGGCCCAAAGAGUUUACAUCGCUGGAGAAGCUGCAAGAGGCGGUCGACGACCUCUUCCAAGAUAUCAAUGCGUUUAGCUGGAUGUGCAGACAGUACAGUGGCGACGACAGUGCUUGGGAUCAUGCGGCUGCUCGGUUCCAGGUUGACGUGCUGCACCAACGGUGCUACCACAUCCGAGAGCUGCUGAACAAGGCAAACAGCGUCUACGGAGACAUGGAGCGGGCACCUGCUCCGCGUGACUUUUUGAAGUACAUGGGCUGUCUACUUCGGCACCGCGCCGCGUCGAUUGCGCUCGAUGCCAUGCCUCUGCCCCAGGGCAUGGCGUACACGCCUCCCGACGAGGACGAGAACAAGUUCAAGGAAGUGGCCUCGAUUGCAGAGGCGAUCAAGCAAGCUCUUCGGGCAACGCUGGCGGGAGGGUCGCCGUGGUUCAAUGUGGACUUUGGGGUCAUCACCACGCUCUACAUCGCAGCGACAAACUGCUACACGCGUUCGAUGAGCGAGAAGCUGUUUGAUAUGAUGAAGAGCUGGCCGUGGCGAGAGGACUUGUGGGACGGGCCACAGCUGAGACAGCAGCUGUAUGAUCUGAGGAAGCCGGUUGUCGAGGUGCCAGUUGCGACGACGCCCGAUCCGGAGACGCCCGUCCCUACAACGCCUCAUCUGAUGAAGCUCGCGCAUCGGCCGCCGACCAAAGGAACGGCAGAACUGACAGACUCUGACGACUGA